Symsagittifera roscoffensis is the source of this 2751-nucleotide messenger RNA. RefSeq names its product girdin-like. The transcript has a single exon. The record is from RefSeq and is a predicted model, not a curated record. The coding region runs from base 1 to 2751 and encodes 916 amino acids. NCBI's taxonomy places the organism in Eukaryota, Metazoa, Xenacoelomorpha, Acoela, Convolutidae.
AUGUUUUCGUCAACGUCUUUUGCUAAUAGCUCAGAUGAAACAUCACGUGAGCAGUCUGGUUCAAAUGAGGCCUCCCAAACUAGCCAGAGUGCAAAGUUCUUCCACAAACAAAUUUUGGACGAGACUCAAAAAAUGUCUCAAUGGAAAAUGAGAGCUGAGAUGGAAAUGAAAAACAAAUCUUCAAAAAUCGAAGAAUUGAUGAAUCAAAACGAUCGUUUGGAACGUGAAUUAAACGAAGAAAGACAAUCAAUUGAUGGUCUAAAAACUCAAAACCGAUGUCUUGAAAAAGACAUAGAUUUGAUCAAAAAUGAAGUAAGGCGGGCUCAAAAAGCAGUAGCAAUGAUGAAAUCUUUCGGCAAAACUGUAAAGACUUCUCUUGAAAAAGGCGAAGCGGCUAUUAAGAGAGUUGUUGAUGAAGAUAAUUUGAACAAUGAAGACCUAAAAGAGCUAACCACUGAAACAAAUAAGCUCAAAGCCUUGCAUAAAGAGCUGAAGUUCUCCUACGAGAAAAUGUGUAAUGAGGUCAAAAGUUUGAGCCUUGAAUGCGAAGAGCAAAAGCGUGAUUUUGAAAAAGCCAGAAAAGAAUUGAAACAGGAGAAUUCCGAGUUGGUCAAAGGUAUUUCAACUGCGCGUGGGCGUUGCGAGAAGCUUGAAUCGGUUAUCGCGAAAAAUAAAAGCGAGGUUAAAAGAUUGCGUGUUUCCUUGAGUGAAACAGCAAAAGAAUCAGAGAAACGACUGAAACGAGCUGCAGCUCUUUUCGAAGAAAACGAGCGGUGUCAAUCGAAAGAAGAGAUGUUAGUUGCCGAAGUGCGCAAGCUGGUCGAAGAAAGUAAAAACGGACAGUGGAUAUUGAAAGAAGGCUUGGAUCUUUCGAAAUUAGAAAAUGAGUACCGAGUUAGAGUUUUUUCAACUAUGAAAGAGGCGAUAGAGACUUCUGUUGAACAAUUGGAAUCCAAUGUUGCCUCUUAUGAUGCUAUUAACAGGUUUCUGCAAAACCUGGAAGUCGUACUUCGCAAGAAUUUCAACCAUUAUCAAAAAGAGUCUACCGGUUUGAAGGAAUUGAUGGCCGAUUUACUCGAAAAAAACUCAACCGAAGCUAUUGAAUUCAAUGAAAUUCAAAAUCAAUUGCUGAAACUUUGCAAAGAGCUUGAAAGCUCGAGAUUUGGGUUAGCUGAAGAAAAUUUGGUCUUGAAAAAAGAGAAUCAGCAGCUGGAAGAGGAACUGAAAAGCGUAAAAAGUGAGUUUGAGGGAGCGAUUGAACAAUUCAAUGUCGCCAAAGUUCAAAUGGAUCUCAUGUAUGACCAGGCCAUUAACGACCAAAAACGGAGCAUAGCUGAAUUAAUUGGGGCUAAAGAGAAAAUUACUGAUGUCGAGCAAGAACUUGUGAACGUUAAAGCGCUAAAUGAUUCUCUGACAUUGAAAAAUCAAAGUCUGACUGAUGAAAAUUUUGAGCUGCAAAAUUUAACAACUGAAACAGAGCAGAACUUGCUGCAAAGAUUUGAAAAUAUGAAAGUCGAAAACAGGGAACAAGUUGAAAAACUCCAAGAAGAAAUUGCGGUUCACGGAGAUGAGAUUAAACGUAAAGCUGACUUGUUAAAUGACCGCGAAAACGAAGUCGGUCAAAUAAGAGUUAAAUGUGAGGAGCUUCAGGACACUGUGAAGAAAUUAGUUGACGAUAAUGAAACCAUCAAAUUUGUAUACGAGGAAAGUUUUGCCGAAAAAUCAAUUCUAGAAUCAGAAAAGGAGAAAUUGCUGAGCCAUAAAGAAGAAUUACAAGCUAAACUGUCGGCAUUUGAAUCCAGUUUCCAAGAAUUUCAAGUGCAGAGUCGCUCGUUGGAAGUUGAGAACGUAAAGUUAGUCUCAGAAAAAGCUGCGGUCGAAAUCGAACUGUCAAAAGUGAAUCAAAGUAAAGCAGAUAUGGAGAACAAGUUAUCUGAACUUGUUUCGAUCAAUUCAAAUAUGGAAACAUAUCAAGUUAACCUUGAGGCUGAAAAACUGAACUUGUCACAGGAAAAAGCGAGUCUUGAGGAAAAAGUGGCAAAUUUGGAGGCAAUUGAAAGUGUGCGAGAGCACGCCCGCAACACGUUGGAGGCAGAAAAGUUGGAGCUUCAAAAAAAAUUUGACAAAAUUUGCGUCGACAAACAAAAAAUGGAAAAUGAACAUCAAUCUUUGCUGGCUAAAUGCGACCAGUUGAAUAUCAUUUGGGAACAAAGAAAUACUGAAUACGAAGAGUUACAUCUCAAAAACGAUUCGUUGAGAUCAGAAUUGGAUGAACUAAGAAUGAAAUUUGCAGUAAGUGAGGGCGACGUGCUUGGCGCGCAGAGGAUUGCAGAUGAAAUGCAAACUAAGUUUUUGGGUGAAAUUGAUAGUUUGAAAAAGAAAAUAGAAGAAAAAGACAGCCUUAUGGAAAUUCAAAAACAAGAGGCGGAUGAUAGUCUUGAACAACUUCGAUCAACUGGUCAGAAAAGAAUCGAACAGCUCAAUGCCGAAGUUAGAGAAGCGCGUAAUUUUCUGGAACUAGAAAAGAAGAAGCUUGAAGAAAAGUCAGUUGCGAGUGAACAGAAUCUGAACAAAUUUGAGGCUGAAAGAAUUGAAAUAGAAAAUAGCUUCAAAUUGAAAUUCAGUGAAAUGUCCGAAAUAAUCAAGAAGCUGAAGCUGGAAAAUGAGGAAAUCGCCGCUGAGGUGGAAAAAUUGAGAAUGCAGGAAUGUCCAAUUUUCACCAUGAAAAGCUUUAUUUAUUGUUCUUAUUAA